This is a messenger RNA of Protopolystoma xenopodis, 516 nucleotides long. The record is from the annotation of a GenBank genome assembly. NCBI's taxonomy places the organism in Eukaryota, Metazoa, Platyhelminthes, Monogenea, Polystomatidea, Polystomatidae.
AUGAAUUGGGUUUCAUCGCGAAAUGAUACAGACUGUCUACGGUCGACCGAGGUUGUGAAGAGUCCCUCGGAACGCCAACUGCCACCACUUCCGGUCGAACCAGUCUCGGAUCUCGAGGGUCGGCCGAAUCGUGCGUUCGGCGACGAGCGCAGCCACGAAUCUGGUCGGGCCGACGGAUCGCCUCCGAGGCCGGGCCGAUCAGAGCCGGACUGGCGCCAACGAGUGGCCGACUCGACCUCCGCUGCCACGACUGACCUGUUGCUGAGGCGCGUCAACUGCGAUCCUCGACUGCCGGUCGUCACGUCGUGUCGCCACUGCCUCCUCGGAGAGGGGCCGGGAGCGGAGGCUGCCUUGGAGACCGGCCAUAGCAACUCAACAGCAGGUAAGCCCAGCCCAUGUGCAUACGGUUCGACAGCAUUUUAUGCCUCACGCUACCGGCAGUCACAAAGCACGCGUAUGUGCUUCUUCUACCAGAAAGUCUACACACUUGCGCAAAGUCUUAAUCAUACCAAGUGA